AUGGGGCUGCCCUUCGACACACACACACACCUUCAGGUUGAGCGGCUCCACCUUCCAGCUGCAGGUCUACUGGAGCCGCAGCAGGAGCUGGAGGCAGGUCUGUUCUCACGGCUGGACGGAGCAGCAGGGCAGGUCCAGCUGCAGGGACCUGGGUUUCGGCUGGAGGGCCGUGCGGCGGAGGAGUUCCUGAUGCUGAGGCCUGGCGUGUCCAGCCAGGCGCCCAUCCUGCAGCAGCUGGACGCCAGCCGCAGCUGUCCCAACAACUCGGUGGUCACUCUGCAGUGCACCGACUGUCGCAGAGGCAUCAACUCCAGCCGCUCCUCGCAGCAGGCUGCGCUGGGCUCCUGGCCCUGGCAGGUCAGCCUCCAGGUGCGCGGCGCCCACCGCUGUGGGGGCGCCAUCGUCUCCCCCUCCUGGAUCGUGACGUCAGCACACUGCAUGGACAGGUUCUCGGACCCGGCGGAGUGGCUGGUUUACGUCGGGAUCGUGGACCCCCUGGAUGUCCUCUUUCACCCCGCCCACCGCGUCGACCUCGUGCUCAAGCAUGACGGUUACGAGGCGCAGUCCCGCAGAAAUGACGUCGCUCUCCUGAGGCUCGUCAAACCGCUGGACAGUCAAGCCGCCAGUGAUUUCGGACCGGUGUGUCUCCCCAACACGGGCCUGAACGUGUCGCACCUGCAGGGCGCCUGGACGACGGGGUUCAACCACUCAGCAGAGGCAGGCCUGAUGGAAACUCAAGUCAAUUUUGUUGACAUCGACACCUGCAACAACUCUGUUCCUUACAUUGGACGAAUAACCCCCGACAUGAUUUGCACACAAGAGGUCAGAGACGGACCCAAGACGUGUCGGAAGGACAGCGGCAGCCCGCUCACGGCCAUGGUGGACGGAGUCUGGUGGUUCCUCGGCAACAACAUCUGGGAGGAGCACUGCACCCACCUGUACAAACCAGGUGUUUACGCCAACACCACCUACUUCCUGGACUGGAUCUACAGUCAGAUGAAGGUGAAGAGGAAGUCCACCCCACACCCUGCGUGA
This is a messenger RNA of Synchiropus splendidus (mandarinfish), 1035 nucleotides long. RefSeq names its product transmembrane protease serine 2-like. Bases 1 to 1035 code for a protein of 344 amino acids. The record is from RefSeq and is a predicted model, not a curated record. The transcript has 9 exons. Gene Ontology annotation, molecular function: serine-type endopeptidase activity. Lineage: Eukaryota; Metazoa; Chordata; Actinopteri; Syngnathiformes; Callionymidae. Gene Ontology annotation, biological process: proteolysis.